Gasterosteus aculeatus aculeatus (three-spined stickleback) is the source of this 2501-nucleotide messenger RNA. RefSeq names its product mitochondria localized glutamic acid rich protein b (gene mgarpb). The record is from RefSeq and is a predicted model, not a curated record. Gene Ontology annotation, cellular component: mitochondrion. Lineage: Eukaryota; Metazoa; Chordata; Actinopteri; Perciformes; Gasterosteidae. Gene Ontology annotation, biological process: anterograde axonal transport.
GCAGGGGGCGCGUUACUCUCCCUCGCAGGAGGGGUUGUCCUCUCUGCAAUCAGCAUCGGACAGCAGCCGAGCCGCUCUUCGUCUUUAAAAGCUGCUGGAAACACACGCACGCACUCACCUGCUGCUGAUAACCGAGCUACGAUGUUCUGCAGGCGGGCGUUCCAGAGAGUCGGGCCGCUGGCGCGGAGGGCGUUCAGGCCAACGUCCAGGAAUGCUCCAGUGCGACACAUGGCCUUCGGGGUCCCUGGUGGCUCCUCCAACAUGGCGUACAUUGUCCUGUGUGGCGGAGGCGUCACUGCCGCAGUCGUCUAUGCCUACAAGACGGUCGGCGGCAACGGUGAGCGCCAUGAGGACCGACUCGCCACCAUGGCCGUCAUAGAAAAGGCACCGGAAGUUGCCGCUCCUGCAGCUGAACCCGCCGCAUUGGAGGAGGCAGCGCCGACCCCCGAGGUCCUGGCUGAGGUUGUUGAGGAGUCUGGCCCUGCUCCUGCCGAACCAGUAGCCGAGGCUGCUGCUGAACCCGACGUGCUUGCAGAGUCCAUCCCUGCAGAACCAGUAGCAGAGACCGCUCCCGAACCUGCCGUCGAGGCGGUGUCUGAAGAAGAAGCUGCAGCCGAGGUGGUCGUUGCAGAGCCGGCACCGACAGAAGAAGCCGCUCCAGCUGCCGUGGAAGAUGAGUCUGCUGCCACCGUGGAGGUUGCUGCCACCGAGGAGACGCCGGCAGAGGCCCCUGCAGCAGAAGCCCACUUGGCAGAAAGUGCUGAGUCCUUGCCUGAUCUGCUCACAGCAGUGAAAGUCUUGGCUGGCCCUCCGAUUGAGAUAGCGGCAGCUUCUGUUGAGAACAGUCUGGUGGAAGGUUUGGACUUUCCACUGAAGGUGGUCGAACCAGAAGCUGUGGAAGCGACCACAGAGGAGGUAGCCAAAGAAGCUCAAGAGGUGACCAUGGUGAACGAGGAGGAGUCGAAGCCUGCAGAUGCUGAACAGCUGGUUGAAGAAGGGACAGCUGCCAGUGUAGAGGCAGCGCUGGAGGAGGAGGUGGCUGCGUCUCUGUCUGAGGAAGCUACAACUUCAGUCCUGGCUGUGGAGGAGGAGGAGGGGGAGAAGGAGGAGGAGGUCCAGUCUGAAGACCAGACUGCAGACUCUGCAGCUGUCCGGGAGGAAGCCGCCGCCUCUUCUGAUACCCCACCUGAAGAUGCUGCUCCUGCUGAGGAGGCCACCACUGCUGCUGAAGCUGCUCCUCUGGAUGACACGCCGCCCGAUGCGGAGACAUGGGUGGAUGACGUAGCAGCCGAAGCUUUGGCAGCAACGCAUAGUGAAGCUGCAGCAGUCGUAGAUGCGAGUCAGCUGGCAGCAGCCUCCUCCGGGUCAGACCUGGAGGUGCUCUCAGCUGCUGGACCAGGAGCUACGUCAGAAGCUCCAGGGCAAGAGUCCAAGCGCUGCCACUCUUGCCACUCUGCUCCAUCAAUAGCCGUCGAAGUGGCGCCACCUGCUGCUUUGGGAGUGCAGCCGUCCGGUGAGGAAGAUGUGGAUGUUGCAGAGGAGGUCAAGGAGGCAGAGUCCCUGGUUGAAGGACAAAAGCCAAAGGUGUCCAACUGGACAGUAAAAAGCUGCUCAGUGAUGUAAUAGUACAGUUAAGAAGCGGCACAGACAUUGGCGGUGGCAACGACCCAGUCGUGAUGGACAGUGUGCCUUCUACAACACUCGCUUAUCCGUCAACGGGGCCCGGAUGGCCGAUGAAAGCGGCACGGGGAGAACCAGCUACUGGUCUAAUUAGUGAAUGUGUCCUUUCAAAUGUUUUCAAGGGGGUUUAUUGUGUUUCUUCUGAUCUUUAGUAGCCUUUGUGAAACUAUUCCCAUAAUGUCUCUUGUCCUCUAGAUGUCACUGUAGCAUGACAAGUUGAGAGCACACAGGGUUCUUUGUAGUUGUUUCUAAGUGUUGGAAGGGUUUUGUUCUUUAUGUAAUGUUGUGACAGACUGAUGUCAAUAUUCAGCUCAACAAUAACUAGCAACUAAGACUGCACCAGAUAUUGUAUUUGGGGAAAUAGUUUAAAUAGGUGCAGACAUGAGAAUGUUUAGUGGUUUAAGACCAUCUCACCUUUAUUGUGUUGCUUUCAUAAAGGAAAACGUUACAUAUUAGAUAUUUGCUUUUUAAAGCUAGACUACAACUGGCAUCAUUAAUGUGUGUAUAUAUAAUGUGAUGUGAAUGAUUUUCUUCUUAUUCUAGACUAAUUUUCCUUCGACAACAAAGGAUAGAAACAUAAUGUCCAGGGUCAACAUGAACAUUCAAUCCAAAGAGGGUUGCAGAUAUAUCAUAAUAUAUUGUCAUCAUUGAACUAUGUAUCAUAUGAACUAGUUAACAUACCUCUUUGUAUUUAGUCAAAUACAAUAUCUUUCUUGUCAUGAAAGUGCGCUCACAUAGACAAUAAAGUGAUGGACAAACAAUUCAAAGUUCGGCUGUUUAUAAAGGUAUGUUUAAUAAACAUGGUCUUGCACUGUGCUGUA